AUGCGGUCAUCAACGCUCAUCCUGGCCGCGGCAGGCCUCACAGCCGCCCAGGACGCCUCAUCAACCUGCACAGAUGGCCUCUACAUGAUCGUCGCCCGCGCGACAGGCGAGGACCCCGGGACCGGCCGCGUCGGCGCCGUCGCCCGCAACGUGUCGGACGCGAUCCCGAACUCGUACAUCGAGCCGAUCGUGUACCCGGCCACCUUCGCAAACUACACCACCUCCGAGGCCGCGGGCGUGACGGCCAUGACCAAGGCCAUCAGGGACCGCGUGGCCGCGUGCCCCGAGGGCAGGAUCGCGCUGCUGGGGUUCUCGCAGGGCGCGCAGGUCUCGGCGGACACGCUCUGCGGGACGGACGACGGCACCGGGUCGGCGUUCCCCGACAAGCCCGACCUGGGGCCCGAGUACGAGCGGAACAUUGUUGCUGUGAUCAUGUUUGGUGAUCCUAGCCACUCUGUGGAUGCCCCGUUUAACGAGGGCAACGCGACGAGGAACGGGAUCUUUGCGAGGAAUAACGUCACGGCGUGCGAGCCCUACACGAGCAAGAUGCGCUCGUGGUGUGACUCCAACGACCUGUACUGCGACAGCGGCAACAGCUCGAGGGUACAUGGCUCUUACUUCAACAACACGGCCUACCUGAACGACGCUACCUCGUUUGUCAUCAGCCAGUUCAAGGAGGGUGGCUCUGGGUCCAGCCGCGACAACAGCACAUCGAACUCAACGGACAGUUCUACGAGCAGUGGCUAUUCCCUCAGAGCGGGCAUGGGACAGUCGCAGAUGCUGUCAGCGGCAUUCGCAACAGCGUGUGGAAGCCUUUUGUUUCUCUUGCUAUAG
Molecule: messenger RNA, 834 nt
Organism: Diaporthe batatas
Lineage: Eukaryota; Fungi; Ascomycota; Sordariomycetes; Diaporthales; Diaporthaceae
Exons: 2
Coding region: 1-834 (277 amino acids)
Molecular function (GO): hydrolase activity
Source: RefSeq, a predicted model, not a curated record